CCUGGGAUGCCUAGGGUCGUGGGGGCAAAGCUGGAUUUCAGAGACAUCCCCAUUGGCUCUGGGCAUGGGGGAAACAAAAGAAAGAGUGGGAAAGCUCAUGGAGAUGAGGUGGGAUGGCUCCCAUGACUGCUGCACUGCAAGGGAAGGAUAACAAGGACCGUGUGUCCCACAGGCACACAGGUGCAGGCAUGCUGCCACACGCUGUGGUUUCACCCGACUGGCAGCUGAGCAGCACCCGGCCGUUCGCUCACUCCACCCCUGCCCCCAGUGUGCAAUGCGGGAGAGAGCUAUAGAGAAACUCGUGGGGCGAGAUACAAGCGGAAAAGGACAGAAAGGGAAAACAGUUACAGACAUUCAGAUGAUAAUUGUACAUGCAUGUAUCUCCACACAAAUUCACAGCCUUUGCACAGACGUUUUGAGAAGCAAACCGGAGUAAGCUGACUCUCACCCUGCGCUUGCUGGUAGGAUCUCCUCUUCUGAGGACACCUCUGCUGUGGGUGGGAAGAGGACACAUGGUAAAGAGCUCCCUCUGAAACAAGAGACAUCGUAUCAGGGGUCUGAGUCACCUCCUGCACCUGUCUGUUCCUGUAUUCUGUAAGGACCUGCAGUGGCUGAGGGCAGGAUUCACAUCCCUGCUGUAUGUUCCUGAUGGAAGGUGCCAAGCAGCCGUCCCUUUAGGCUUAACUAAAGUCAGCUUUGGAAAUGGACAGGCAAGCCAAAGGCUCCACAGUGUCUUGGAAGUGGCUGCAGGUCAUACCUAGUUUAAACUUCACACAAAGAGGCAGAGAGGAAACGUAUCCGUAAAAAUGCUGUGAGAAACCAGCAGUUGUUUCCCAAGUACAGCGAUAAUGGAGGAACAAAUAAGCACAGCGCACAGGUCUUAUAACAAACCAGUAAUCCCCUUCAUCGGACAUUCUGGGGAAGAAGGUCUUUGUGAAGGAGUCUUCCUCAUGCUGCCCUUCACAGACACAGAGCUGGGAGACCUUGAGGCCCGGCAUGAACAGCUGUGGCCUGAGGACGGUCCUUCCCCACCCGCUGCCCCGGCAGGCGCUGAUCAUGGGGCAAGCAAUGCCUGUCCCUGGCUGGCAUGUGUGCUACCAGGCCAUGUGCUUGGCAAGGCUGUGGGCCCUGCACCGCCUUCAGCUCCAUGCUUCUGAGUGCCGCUGCCUGGAGGAAUGGCGGCCUCCUGGAGGGCAGCGCUCGUCCCUCCCGAGCAGGACAGGCCUUCCCACCCAGGCCUCUCAGCUGGGCCCGGAGCCCUGCUGCAGUGCUGCCUGGCGUUGCCCACAGAGCUGGAGGCCCGGCCCUGCUGAGCCCUGCUGUGCAGCUCCUGCUGCCUCAUGGGCCCAGCUCCAGCCUGCUGACAGGCCAUGUUGGAGCUCUCGUGGCAGGGCAGGGCCAGAGCUCUGCAACACGAGCGCAAUAAGGAGAGAGCAAUGCCCCAGACCCUGCUGGCAUCCCUGUCCCACACAUUACAUCCUCGCACCCUCAGCAGGAGCGCGGCCCUGCAGCUGUGUUCCCAGGAGCCCCUGGUGCCCAUUGAGCCAUUCCACCACACACUGACCCUACAGUGGGGCCAGGCGCUGCCCCACAUCCCAGCCCUGCAUACAGGCAGGGUUUCACUUUUGAAAACGGCUGCGCACCCGUCGCACACUUCCUCCUUCCCCAGCACUGGGGUGCACACGGUGACACAGGCAGGGACAGCUCGGCCCUGUGCCUUCCCCUGUGAAGUUGGGGUUUCUGUGCUGUCCCCUCAGCAGCCGGAUGCCCCUAGGACUCCUGCAAUCUGCAGCUGUCCCUGUGUCUGCUCCUGGCACAGCAAUACCAAAGUGGAGGAGUGGGACACCUUCCCAAAUGCUGCAGCCUCAAGUCGAAGAACAUCACUUUGUGCCACGUAUCGCUUCCGUGCAGGUGGCAUGGCAGAUGCAUGCGGUCGGUGUUGACACUGGGUCCCCAUGUGGGGGAACACAUGUCCUCCUGCCUGUGCUGCAGAGAGCAUAUGGGGGUUCUGUGUGCCCAGAUGCUGGCAGAGCCAUGUCCCACUGCCUGAUGCAAGGGGCCGGGCAUGGCCCUUUUGUGCAUGUCCUGUCCAGCAUGGGGACCUUAUUCACCCCACUACUGCCUGAGGAACCUCAAUGGCAGCUCUAGGACCCCAACAUAAUGGGGAGGGACAUAGGGUACAGAUGGAGACCCUGUUUGGGGUCACACUUGUCCCUGAGGGGACCCACUCCACAUGGACACAGCCUCAGCUCCAGCCCCAGUGCAGGGACAGACAGCAUCUGGGCAGGCUGGCUCACCUCAGUGACAUGCAGGUAGUGAGUGCCCGUUGUAGGGCUCUGUGACACCAGAAGCGGAGACAAGCCUCAUAUUUGGGCAUGAAGCAGGUUAUUGGAGGCUGGGCCCUGGCAGGCGGCAGAUAACCGUGCUGAUAAUGACUCCCACCAUACAUCGCCAUCCCCAUUGGCUCCUGCCAGCAGGGGCUGCCUAUAUAUCCCCCUCCCCAUCUCAGGCUCUGGGCUGGGCCUGUGUGGCAUGAUGGUGCCUGCCAGGGUGCUGGGGCUGCUCCUCUGCGUGCAGCUCUGCAUGGGCAGCGAGGUGCUGCGGCUGGUGGAUGGCGGUGGGCGUUGUGCCGGUCGGGUGGAGGUGAAGCACGAGGGAGAAUGGGGCUCUGUCUGCACCUAUGACAUCGACUGGGACGCGCAACGGGCCAGCGUGGUGUGCCGGCAGCUGGGCUGUGGCACGGUGGCCCAUGCGUCCCCAUAUGCCCCAUUCGGGCAGGGCAAGGGACGCAUCUGGCUGCAUCCCUACUGCCUUGGCACUGAGGCCACCCUGCAGGACUGCUCCAACUUUGGCUGGGGCAAGCACUUCUGUGGUCACGAGUGGGACGUGGGAGUGAUCUGCACAGAGGCACUGGAGCUGCGGCUGGUGGAUGGCAGGGGACCCUGCGAGGGGAGAGUGGCGGUGAAGCUGCGAGGACGCUGGGGCACGGUGUACGAUGAUGUCUGGGACAUGAAUGAUGCCGAGGUGGUGUGCCAGCAGCUGGGCUGUGGCUCAGCUGCUGACACCAAGUUCACCUGGCGAGAUUUGCAAGCCAACAGUCCUUCAAUGUUGGCCUUUGUCAACUGCAAUGGGAACGAGAAGGCCAUCUGGGAUUGCAACAUUAAGGGC
Messenger RNA from Numida meleagris (helmeted guineafowl), 3168 nucleotides. RefSeq names its product scavenger receptor cysteine-rich type 1 protein M130-like. The annotation marks the transcript as partial. NCBI's taxonomy places the organism in Eukaryota, Metazoa, Chordata, Aves, Galliformes, Numididae. The record is from RefSeq and is a predicted model, not a curated record. The transcript has 3 exons. Gene Ontology annotation, cellular component: membrane.